Messenger RNA from Penaeus chinensis, 21198 nucleotides. RefSeq lists its product as uncharacterized. The transcript is spliced from 74 exons. The record is from RefSeq and is a predicted model, not a curated record. Gene Ontology annotation, molecular function: protein binding; zinc ion binding. Gene Ontology annotation, biological process: synaptic signaling. Lineage: Eukaryota; Metazoa; Arthropoda; Malacostraca; Decapoda; Penaeidae. Bases 159 to 20126 code for a protein of 6655 amino acids. Gene Ontology annotation, cellular component: plasma membrane.
AAAAAAGUGAAUAUGUGAAAGUGAAUCAUAAGUAUGUUGUGAGUGUCAUAAAAGGAUACAUAUAAUCAGCAAUUUUACUCCUAAUUUGAUAAUACGGAAUCGCACGGGGAAUCUAAACUACCAAGUUCCUCGACUGCGCUUGCAAGGAAAAGCAAGCCAUGAGUGACCCGGCGGGGGGUCCUAACCUGAAGGACCUUAUGAAAAGACUCCGACAGAUCGUCCCGAACGAUCUGUCUGGAAGUCAAGAUACACCGAGAGAUUCCGCGGCCGCAGGGUCAAGGGAGGCAAACCCUCAGGAUGUAGCCUUACCGCCAUGCCCGGCGCCCUGCGAUAAGAGCGCGUUGGAUGUCCGCGCUGAGCCAAAGGGCACCGCAGGAGGGGAAGGGCUCAAGGGGGAUAUGCGCAUGCUUAGCCCUCCCAGCGGCAACACGAAGGAAAGCGGUCCCGACGACCCACUCGAGAGGGAUGAGGAAGACCUCAUAACGGAAUUCCGCUUCGAGAUUGAGAACAAACACAACACCCUCUUGGGGAAGAUGCAACUCCUUAGGGAAGCCCUGGCCAAGCAACUCCAGAAAACAGAUGAGCGUGAAGAUGUACAGAAGAAAACCUUUGCCAAAUGGAUCAACAGUCAGUUGGCCAAAGGGCAGCAUCCGCCUGUCACAGAUCUCUUUUACGACCUGCGGGAUGGCACACGCCUGCUGGCACUCCUGGAGGUGCUCACAAACAAAACUUAUAAACGUGAAAAGGGGCGCAUGCGGGUACACCACUUAAAUAAUGUCAGCAGAGCACUCUCUAUUCUGGAAGAGCAUAAUGUGAAGCUAAUAAAUAUAUCCAAUGAACACAUUGUGGAUGGUUCUGCAAAGCUCACACUGGGACUGGUGUGGGCUGUUAUCCUUCACUGGCAGGUCCAAGGUGUCUUGAAGGAUGUCAUGUCAGACCUACAGCAGACAAAUCUAGAAAAGACUCUGUUGGCAUGGUGUAGACAAACAACAAAGGGCUAUCAUGGAGUUGAUGUAAGAAACUUCACAACUUCAUGGACUGAUGGCCUGGCCUUCAAUGCCCUCAUUCAUAGCCAUCGCCCUCAGCUAUUUGACUGGACAGUAAUGGCUCGGAAACACCCGUAUGCUCGGCUUGAAAAUGCUUUUAGACUUGCAAAUGAACAGUUUAAUAUUGAAAGACUUCUAGAUCCAGAAGAUGUCAAUUCUCAAGUUCCUGACAAGAAAUCUAUCAUGAUGUAUGUGAUGUGCCUGUUCCAAGCACUUCCUCAUGGUUCUUUCACAAUGGAGAGCCUAGAUGUGUCAAUACAGUCUGAUUCUUCUUUCUCUCUUGAUACAAGCAGUGAAAAUGUUGCGCAGGCUGCCAGUAAAGGUAGGCCACUGUCAAACGUAAGCAUUGGCCUAGGGGAAUACCAGCGCACGUUAGAAGAAGUUUUGACCUGGCUCCUGGGUGCUGAAGACAGACUGGCAGUUAUGCCUCCCAUAGCCAAUUCUACAGAAGAAGUUAAGGACCAGUUCCAUGACCUAGAGGAACUCAUGUUGGAGCUAACUUCAAAGCAGGGAGGUAUUGGAGAUGUCCUAGGAGAGGGAUCAAGACUCUUAAAAGAAGGAGUGAUGGAAGAAGAGGAAGAGGAAGAAGUCCGAGUGCAGAUGAAGCUCCUCAACACUAGAUGGGAAGAUCUAAGAGUCAAGGCGAUGGAUCGACAGUCAAGGCUCCAUGAGAAGUUGAUGAGCCUUCAGCAAACACAGUUAGAGAGCCUAAAGAAGUGGCUUACUGAAACUGAGGAUCGUAUCGCCAAUAUGAGCCAGGUUGGACCAACAACAGAUCUGCUAAGAGAACAAAUUGCCGCUCACCAAAGUCUUCAAGAAGACCUGGAAAGUGAACAAGCUAACAUCAACUCCCUCUCCAACAUGGUGGUUGUUGUUGAUGAGAGUAGCUCAGACAGUGCUUAUUCAUCAUUGGAAGAUGAAUUGAAUGCCUUGGGAGAAAGAUGGGCCCAUAUCUGCAGGUGGGCUGAAUCACGCUGGAAAACUUUGCAGACAUUAUCUGUUCACUGGACACAUUAUGAACAAGAAAUGAACAAAAUGGGAGAGUGGAUGGAUGAAAAAGAAUCAAUAUUACGUGAGGUAGAAAGUAACCCAUCGUCAGAUCAGGAGCACAUCCUUCGUCAAGCUAGCAUGCUCCAGAUUCUGCAAGCUGAGAUGGAAGUACAACAUCGCCGGUUUGAACAUUUGCAAGAAGAGAGUGCCAAAGUUUUAAGCCAUUUACCAGAGGACUCACCUGGCCAGGAAAAAAUCCCAUCUGAGUUAGAAAUGGUCCAAGAUCGCUUAGACUGCCUUGUCAGUAUCAUUGAAGCUCAGACACAGAGAAUGGCAGCUAAUGGUAUUGACAUUAAGAAAGUUGUCAUUCCUGCGGAUAAUACCAGUGACAUAGUGAGCUCAAGUACUACUACUAUCUCUCAUGAAGAUGCUACAGUGGUCACCAAGAUCAUAACCACCAAAAUUGUCACAACUGAGACAGUUGAAGGUAGUGUAAUUAAACGCCAGAAGCUCGAAGGGGGCAGCCAAGAGGACUUUUCUGUUGCUCUUCAUCAACUGGGUGGAUGGAUGGACUCUUUAGAAGCAGAAGUUAGGCCCAAGGUUGCAGGAGAAUUGUCCAUAGAACAGCUAAUGCAGCUUGCUCAGCAGCUUGAAAAUGAGAUUGAGGGUCAAAAAGAAGAGUAUUACAAGGUAGUAAGCCUUGGUCAAUCUGCUAUAUCAGAAACAUCAACUAUUGGUGAAUCUGCCAAAGAAAGUGAACAACAGGUUGCAGGAAUUACAAGUCGCUGGGAAGCUCUGAAUGCAAUGCUUAUUGAAAUCAGAACUCGCAUAACCUUCUUGACAGGCAAGAAGAAAGUAACAACACAACUCAGUGACCUUGAAGUACAAUAUGAGGGAUUCCUCAGAUGGUGUGAUGAUGUCCGCACAGUAAGCGAGAAUGAGCCUAAUGCUGUCUCCCUUCAGAUUGAGCAGUGCCAGAGUAAGAUUGCUGCCAUGGAAAGUCAUGAAUCAGAGAUUGGUGCUCUAAAGGUAGCAUGUGAAACACUGGAUAGCAACUUUGCACAGGAGACACAACCAGUGAUGGAACAAGUUCAGAUUUUUAUUACCAAGUGGGAAGCUCUUAAAAUAAGGCUUGUUGAAUGGAAUGUAACUCUAAAGGAAAGGCUUGGACAAGCUUCUCCAUCACCAAUGGUCGUUGAAACUGUUCAGACUGCUCCACCAGAGUCACUUGUUAAGGCUAUGGAAGCUUCUAGGAAAUGGCUGGAAAGUCUUGAAACUGCCCUUGCUACUGAACAUGUUGUGUCCAGUUUGCCCCAGAUGCAGGAUAUGCUCUUGAAGUUCCAGGACUUGUCACAAAAAGUUGAAAUGGAACAGGGCAACAUGAAACACAUAAAUGAUGCAUGCAGUGCCCUUAUUAAAGAAGGCCAAAUAGGGAUCUCAGAUGACUUUGCAAAGCUGAAUAAACAGUGGGAGACUACAACUGAAGCGCUUGAGUCACGCAUCAAGGCUAUUGAAAAAGUGAUUGAGAAGCAGAAGCAAUACAACGAUGAAGUGUCUGGAUUGUGCUCAUGGAUGUCAGAAGUUGAUGUUUUCCUCCAGGCAGAGGAGCCAGCCCUUGGAGAUAUAGAGACAUUAGAAGCACAAUUAGAGCAAUCUAAUGCUCUCCAGGAUGAUAUUAUAACACUGGAGAAUAAUGUAGCAAAUAUCACAACCUCUGGCAAGCAGUUGAUGGAAGAGGCUGAACCAGAGCUAAAAGGAGCCAUUUCAGUCCAACUAGAUGAACUUACCAAACGCUGGGGCAUUAGUAACUCAGCUUGCAAAGGCUCAGAACAAGAGUCUGAAAGAUGCUUUAAAUUCAAUGAGUGGAGUAAACAGGUCCAUGAAGACAUUCAAGCAUUAAAUACUUGGCUGGAUGAAAUGGACCAAAAAGUCCCUGCUUUUGGUCCAGUAGAGACAUCAUCAGAACUAAGUGCAGCAAUUGAUUUGUUCAGUAAAUUACGUGAAGAAAUAAGUGAACACAGUGAAGAGUUCAGGGGUGUAAAUGACACCGGCAAUGAGAUGUUGCAGCAUGAUGCUGCUGCCACCCAUGAAGAGCUUGCACGUCAGUUCACACAGUUGAAUGGUAGAUGGACUGAUGUUGUAACUCAGGUGGAUUCUCGUCACAGGGUCUUAUCUACUGCUUCAGAACAGUAUGAUGACUUUAAGAAGCUGUGUGGUGAGGAAACAGAAUGGCUCAACCAGUUGCAGGAAAAGCUCGAGAAAUCAUCAAAGUCUGCAGCAGAUGCAGAAGAGAUAUCAGAGGCUUUAGAUGAUCUUGAGAUCUUCCUGCAUAGCCACAAUGAAAGUCGACUGGAGCAGAUACGCAAUCUUGCUGAAGCUCUUGUUCAGGAGAAUUGCAUGUCUGUAGCUGUCCAGAAUGCCACCCACACCCUCACUUCACGUUUUGAUACCCUGAAUGCCCAGGCAAGUGAGCAUCAAUCUGGGCUAGAAGGCCGUGUACAAGAGGCACAAGCUUGGGAACGAGAAUAUGUCAGUGUUCUAGAUUAUCUUGUCCAGUCAGACAUGGUCCUUACCCAAGCAAUUACUGAUUCUCAACUACGAAUUGACCCAGUGCAGGUUCAGGCAGAACUUGUAAAGCAACAAGAGGUACUAAAGAAAAUGCAAACACAAGUAGAUGUGUAUCGUACACAAGGUAAAACAGAAGCUGCACUUCGUCUAGAAGAUCAGGUCACACACCUCCUGAAAAAGUAUGAGGAGGUAGAGAUGAAAUUGCGGUUGUGCCAAAAACCAAGUGACUUUGAUGAUCGACUGCAACAGAUGAAUCAGGAACUGAAAGAUAUUAGCCAGAGAGUUCACCUUGUGACUGUAACUUCUGGAGACCCAGAAGGGAUUCAGGAACAGCUAAACCAGUGCAUGGCAUUAUAUCAGAGGCUAAGUGAAGUAAAAGCAGAAGUAGAAAGUGUCAUAGCAACUGGACGCAAGAUAGUGAAGGAAGGACAGGCUCUAGAUCCUGAAACUCUUACACUUCAGCUUGACCAGUUGAAAGGCCUUUAUAAUCAGCUUGGGGGCACUGUAACAGAACACAGAGGUGUUCUGGAAAGAGCACUUCGUCACAGUCGCAAGAUUCAUAAGGACUCCUCCCAUCUUGAGGAAUGGCUAAGCACCACUGAGUGUGAAUUAGAUCAGCGUGAGGCUACGAUUCCCACUAGAAAUGUUGAGGGAGAAGUUCACUUUGCUCAACAUGCCAUUGACGACUUAGGGCGUAAGAAGCCCUUGCUGACAGGGCUGCAUGAGUCCUAUGCUGCCCUUGCCUCAAUGUGUGAUGAUGAUGCCUUGCUACAGCCCAUUAAAGAGCAGGUUGAUGACAUUGCUCUAACAUGGGAACGAGUGAACACUAGACUUGCCAACAGGCUCAAGAACAUGCAGAGUGAGCAAGUAAACAAGGAAGCAGAAAUGGAGAAGUUUAUUGUGGGACUUGGAGAAAUUAAAGGAUGGCUACAGAGCACUGAAUAUCAGCUGACAAACCUAAACACAGUGGAUGCUGAUGAACAGGCUAGAAUUAUUAAGUCCAUUUCUACUGAAGUCCAGAAUUACAAGGGACAUAUUGAAAAUAUCCGGGACACUGCUGUGGACCUCAUUAACCAUGGAGCGCUGUUCCAAGCACGUGUACAGCCAGAACUAAUUGAGAUAAAUCAGAGGUGGGAAAACAUCUUUAAAAAUGUUCAGCAGUGCUCUCAAGACAUACAGGGGACAAGCCUUACUUCAGUUACCCUGACAGCUGAGACACAAGGGUCCAGACCAUCUCCUAGCCAAACCGACACUACCACUACCACCAACUUUUCCACCAUUACCACUUCUGAUGUACACGAAACCUCUGUUACUACUAGUUUAACUUCCACAACUACACAACUCAUUCAUACCAUGGGAACAACACAAGUGAGUGAUGAAUUAAUGGUGCAUGUACAUCAACAAGAUGAUGCCUCAACACCCGUCCAAUCAAGCUGGGCUGGUGACAAUAUCUCAAAAAAUGAGGAGCAAGAGAAAGGUGCUUCCCUUAGAAGUAUUGGUCUUGUAAAGAGUGUGAUGUCUACAGGUACCACACUUACCUCUCCUGUCAUAGGUGAUAGUGAAACAAUGGAUGGUGUUACUGAAUCAGAAAUAAUACAUUCUGUUGAAGGAAAGCCAGUGGGUGAAAUUUUAGACACUUGCAGGGAAUUUGAUGAUAAUGAUGUGCCUAUUCCUGGACUUAAGACUGUUGAUGUGUCUGAUUCAGUUGAAAUGUUCUCAUCAGCAGAUAGUGCUAGGUGGGGAGAAUCUUCUCUUGUAGAUAGUGUUAUCAAAGUUGAACCAAAAGAGAAUCAAACAGCAGAUGAAGAUCAUACUCUGACACUUGUAACAAACACUAUCACCAAAAAAGUAGACCGGUCAUCAUCUGAGAUGGAAGGAAUUGAUACAGAAACUGUUAAGUAUGUCUUGGAUGAGCAGUCAUCUGAUGAUACAGAACAGAAAAAGAUGAGUCUUGUUGAAGUGGAGGAAGUAAAAAUGACAAUAUCCCAUCUCUCCUUUAACAUUGCUGGGACACCUUCAGAGAAGAAAGUUGAUAAAUUGGAGGCUGGCAUUCUUGCCUGUGGUAGUUCAGAAGAAUCACCAAUAGACUCAUCAUUAGAAAUAUCUCCCACAGCAGAAUAUCCUCCAAACAGCCUCCUUUCGAGUGACCUUUCUUCUCGGGAUUCUCCUGGAAAAGACCGAAAGAGGAAGAUCACAGAAAAUGAUGAUGACCUAGAUAAUUUUGAUGAACUCAUUGCAGGUCUUAAAGAGGUUGCAGAAAAGGAUAUUACUCUAUCAGCAGUUGAAAAAAAUAGGAGGAGAAGUGCAGAGAAGGAGCUUGAUCAGGAUUUAAGUGGUGAUGAAAGGUUCUCUCUUCUCAAGAUCAGGAGGCGAGAUGAUGAUGAUUUAGAGUCUUUAGCCUCAGUUGACACUGAUAUGGCUCCUGCAUCUGAGACAAGUAGAGACUUUGAGGGCACUUUCUCUGAUCUUGAAUCAGUGACUGAGAGUGUGUCCUCCAAAGGAGACAAUUUAUUUGCACCUAUGGGAGCUCAUGGCCUUACUAUUCUAGACACUUCUAGGAAUGAGGAAGUAAGUACUGUAGAGUUUAUUUCUCAGCAGACACAAGUAGUCACAAGUGAAGCUGUUACACAUGCAUAUAUUAGUAGUUCACAACAGCUAGUUUCUCCAGAAAGUAAAGAAUCUUUAUCUGAUAUUAUCAGUGCUAAAAUCAAUAGCAUAUCAAGUGGUGUAACUUCUGAUAAUAAGCAGUCUGUGACUGAAAAAGAAGUCAUUGAGAAAAAUGUUGACGGUGAAGAAAGUUAUGUUCAGAAAGAUUAUGAGCAGCUUCCUGUUGAGAAACUACAAGCUAUGAUCGCUGAGCUUGAAGAAGUUAUGAGUGAUGCAGAAUUAAGUGAUACUGAAGAUGAAGAAGAUCCACAAAAGAGAAAUGAACUACCUGCUGAGAAAAUGGAUGUUUCUGAAAACAUUCAGAGAUCCAAACCAGAACAGCUGCUUAGUAAAGAUGUGGAUAUGAAAGAUGAUGUAGCAACUGAGGCAAUGGAAGAUAUUUUAGCACCAGAUAUUGUCAAAACAAAUAUUGAGCUAUCAAGUGCUGAGAAAGAUAAGCUCAUUACAGAUUUGUCAGUAGUUAAAAAACCUUCUUUAUCCAAAGAUGAAGCAAAGUGUGAAGCAGACCCAAUUGAAUUUAGAGUACAAGAAGUUCAUGUUGGUGAUGUUGAAUUUGCCCAGGCAAAAGGUUUGUUUGAAAAAGAUCCUGGGUUUCUUGAAACACCUGCAAGUGUAGUUAAAAUUACUACUCCUCUUCAGGAUGAUGUAAGCAAUGAGACUUCAUCUAUGACAUCCACAAAUGAGACUACAAAGAUGAGUAUUGAUAAAGACAAAUCAGUACAUAAGGUUUCUGUGCAGAGUUCCCAAGUAGUACAUGGGAUAACUUAUGUAAGUUCCACAGAAGAUCGGCUUCCAGAGGCUGAGGAAGCAGUCCUGGUAACACUAAUUUCAAGACCAAGUUCUGCUGAGGUGAUGACAACAGAUACUGACUAUACAGAAGGGAAGGCAUUGAUGGAGCUUGUUGAAGAGGAAGGAAGUGAGGCAGAUGUGGUGGUCCCUGAUAAAGAAAAGAGCCAGGAGGGCACAUCUGGUGUUCAGGGAACUGUUGAAAGUUUGUCAGCAACCUCAAGCAGUUCUUCAGAUGAAGAUGACUCAAACAAGAAGGAAAGAAGACCGACAGUUAUUGAAUGUCCCAGUUUCUCGGUAGCCUUACGAGAGGGAGAUGCUGGGAAUGAUAAAAAGGUAAAUCCAGCAUGUGAGGUAGACAACUCUUCACUAGGCUCUGUCACUAUGUCUACUGGGCAGCAUUCAGUACCUUCUACUAUCCGAUCUUUUGCUCCUUCUGAAGGUGUUAGUGACCAGUUCUCUGUUUUAAGCCAGAAGAAUGUUUCAGGUGAUGGGGGUGCCCAAAAAAAUGAUAUGACACCAAUUACACUGACACAUGUUUCAAGUGGAAUAUCAUCAUCAAUGAUGGACUUCUUUUCGAGACACAAUGUAUUGAUUGUAGAUACAGAUGCAAAGGGACAAGAUGGCACUGUCACUGUGGAACCAAUGGAGGAAGAUGAGGGGAAGAUAGAGGAAGCUAAGUGUUUGAAUGUCAGUGUUUCUGAAGCCCCAGUUAGAUCACCUUCUCCUAUUCAGACUCUAGGCUCUGAAAUCAUGCAAGAUCUUGGGAAUAUUAGAGAAACUGUCCAAAAAUUUUCAUCCUCAGUAACAUCAACUUCUUCAACAACAACAGUAGGAGCAAUUCAGAGUUUUACAAGCCCUGCUGAAAUGUGGUCUCAUUUUACAAGGGAUAUGCCUAGUGUAAUGAAUAUCCAAAGCAUGGACUUUCAGUUUCCUGUUGCUGGUAACAAAUCCAAGAUAGGCAGAAAUGUUCCCAUUAUUCUUGAUGAUGAACCAGCCUCUUCAGAAACAAUGUCUGAAGGAAAUCUUGAGUCUCAGCCUGUUCUUGUUCCUACUCCAGUUGAUAUGUCAAAGACAGCAGAAAGUACAGAUAGUCACCAGAUUGUAAAACCUAUAGCAUCCUCUGAAGUGCAGUAUCCGACUAUCAAUAGCAAACCACAAGUGAUGAGAGAUAUACCUAUUAUGUUAGUUGAGGAUGAUCCAUCUGACAUGGACAAAACCUCUGAUUUACCACAUGAAAGGCGAGGUAUUGCUGUUUCCAGUGAUACAGUAACUGGUGGAGAUCAAGUGUCAAAAGACAAAAGUGAUACUUCAGAAGUUGAAUCUAAUGUUAAAGAAGACAUUACAAAUCCAACUCAGAAUAUUACUGAAAAAUUGAAAGAUGAUGUUGAGACUGCUGCUCCCUUAAUUCUGUCUGAUUCAUCUCAUUCUGGCACCUCAGAGAUCCAAACUCAAAUGAUUGAAGCUUCAGAUGUGGAGAGUGGGUCACUGAUUGAGGUUAUUUACCAAGUGGAAGGAUCUAAAGGAAGAAGAAAGGCAGUGGUAACACCUCCGGAUGAGGCUGGUAUGGCUGAAUUUUUACAAGAGGCUUCGCAAUCAGAUAUCUUAUCAAAGGGUUCACAGAAUAUUUCCAGUGAAAGUGUCUCUUCCAGAAAGAUAUCUGUUGCAUCACAGAGCAUGAUACUAGCUGAACAAGAGGUUGUAGAAAAUAUAGCUGUUCAAACAACACCACCUGAAGCCUGUGUGUCAUUUCAAGAUUUACCAACAAAUAUUGCUGAUGAUAUGGUAACUCCUCUAUCAACAGAAAUUGUUUAUACUGAAGGAGCAGUCCCACAAGAUGUUGAACGGAAAGUAUCAGUUGGCUCAAUGGAAGUAAGUGUUUCGCUGGAUGAGGUUGCUGGUGAUUUUAAGAUUCCAGAUCAACCUCCUCAGUCCUUUGCACAUGAAAGGCAAACAUCUCUUGCAGAACAUGAACAGUUCAGUGAAUGUGUGGUAACAAAAUCUGAUGACAUACGGCUUAUGGAUUUUGAAUGUCUAGAUGGAAGAUAUACAGGUCGUAAAAUGUCAACAGUUUCCAUGGAAGUAAAUGUUGAAAGUAGUGAAAUUGAUGGAACUCUUGUAACAGGGUCUGGUCUCACUCAGUCUGUUGCUGCAGAAAGACAAGCUUCUCUUACAUCUGACAAUAUGAAAGAAGAUUUUGUUGCAGUAAGAUCUGAAGUGGUGCAGAUGGCUGGACCAUUAUUGAGCUCAGAAGAACUUAUCAUACCUGACAUUCAGAGUGGUCUUAUGACUGAUAGUAACAGAGCAUCACCAAGGGAAGAAAGUCUUGAAAAGCUUCCAGUUGGAUUUAUUGAUGCUGAAAUGACGGAGAGUCAAAUGGGUCAGUCCCUAUCUAGUGAUUCCUUUUCCUCUGAAAAUCAGUUGGACAAUCCACUUGCUCAAAAUGUUGGUCAAGAAGCAUCUGAAAAUUUGCCAGGUUCAAGUAAGUCUAUUGAAACUGAGAGGAAAAUAUCAACUGCAACUCAAGAAUUUACAUUUGCAGAGCAAGAGGUAGUAUCUGCAAUAUCGACACCACUUUUACAAACUCAGUCAUUUACUUAUCCACAAGAUAUAUCCCUAACAGUGAAGGAAAAUUUGGCUGAAGGUGUUGUACUUAGUAGUGUUAUCCAGAUGAAAAAUUCAUGUCAAGAAGAUGAUAAACAAGAAGUAGUGAGAAAAUUAUCUACUGCAACCAAGGCAGUUGAAGUUAUACCUUAUGAAAUACCUGAGGCUGUGGGUACAGCUGGUGUAGAAACUCGAGCAUUUGCUUUAGAGAGAAGUGCUUCAGAGACAGGUAGAGAGAUUCUGAAGGAGGCUGUCUUGGUCUCUCCAGAAACAAUUCUUCAGGGCACUCCACAAGAAUGUGAAAGUCAUGAUGCAACUGUUAAUAGUUCAGCCUUAUAUUUGGAAAAAAUGUCUGUUGCUUCUGAUUUGGAAGUGUUGGAAGUAACAGAGAGACCUGGCCAAUUUGAACCUUUGAUUGAACAGCCUUUAACAGAUGAAACCAUAAUGGCUUCUACUGAAGGACUUGAGUCAAUUGACAUGAAACUUCAAACAUACAACGCUGUUAAUGAAAGUGGUAGAAAAAUCUCAACAGCUUCAAUGGAAAUAGAGGAGUCAUAUUCUGAAGCAUUGUGUGAGAAACGAAUGUACUUACCUGAGAGAUAUGCAUGUACUGUUGAAGUUCCUGAACUUUAUAGCUGUGAAGAUGAUGUUAUAACUACAUCUGUCAAAGCAGUUGUAUCUGAUGGCAGUUCAAAAAUGGAAGAUCCUGAAACUAAGGAUGAAAGUUCUCGACAUUCAGUAGCAAUAUCUGAGGUAUCAGAAGAAGGUAUUCCCUUAGGCUGUGAGGCUGCCUUGAUUAAUCCGAAUCUUGUUACAGGGUUUGAAAUAAAAAGUUUGUCAGGUGAAGGCACUGAUUUUGAGGAUAUUUCUGUUGAUGAAAUAGCAUUUAUUACUGGUGUAAAAUCAGCAAUGCCAGCUGGGUACACUUUUAGAACAAAUACUGCUGAGGAUGAUACAAUGUCUGAAGCCCUUUCCUACUAUGACUUGGAUAACUCCUUUGCUGUUAAAGAUAGGUAUGGAGUAGCUGUUACUGUAAGUGGGACUCUAGAAGGGACAGAAGCACAACUUGAUGAAGGUGGAGAAGAAAAGCAAAUUCCUCUUGAAGAAGGGGGUAUAGAAGAAUUAGUUAUGGAGCCAUCUUUCAAUGCUCUUUUGAAAAGCUCUCGCCAUUCAUCUAGAGGAGCUAGCUUAGAUAAUUUAUUUGAUAGUGGAGCCCAUGAAGAAGGUGCCGGAAUAGAAAAGAUUUGCAAUGAAGAACCAGAGGUUGUCUCUGCCAACAGGAGUACUUUCCUGACAGAAGUUGAAACUUCAUCCCAUAAGCAUUUUGCAGAUGUUUCUAAAGUUGAAAAAUAUCAGUAUCAGUCUGUGACAUCUAUAAAUAGUUCUCAAGACACAACUCCCAGAACAACUAUUGAAAGUACUUCAGAUAUUAGAGAUACGAAAAAGUCAUCAGAGACUAUUGUGUCAGAUUCAGCUGCCGCAGGUGAAAUUGUAUCCCCUGGUGAGGAAGAAAUGCCAUUUGUUUCAACCAAAGAAGUAAGGAAGCCAGAUAUAAAACUUGAUAGACUAAAUUCCUUAUCUGAUAGUGUACCCAUUAAAAAAGAUAAGAGUAAAGAAGCUAAGGUAAUAAAGAAAGCAAAAAUAACAACAGUUGAUGAUAGCCCAAAGACAGAAAGCAAACUGCAAUAUACCCCAUUUGUCCCACCUGGAAUUAAGUAUGGACACACUGUAAAAGAUAUGGAUGAUGAUGUAAAUAAAGCUGAUAUUGCUCAAAAAGUCAUGGAGAAAGAAAUUAUUAUGAAGGAAUGCUACACACCACAUCAACCACCUGAAAGAACUGAAAGAAGUGAAGACAAGUCAAUUAGCUUAGUAAAUGUACCAGUCUGCCCUGAAGGUCUAAAAGUCAAAGAUCAGGUCACAGAAGACCAAUCAACAACUGAGCCUACUGUUUUAUCUGAUUUUCCAGAUAAGGAAGCAAAGGUUACAUCAGUGGUCACAACAGAACAUGAGAUUAAGGUAAUUGAACAGACCAGCGUACAAACACUAAGUAUAAGUAUAUCUAAUGGAGAAGACCACAAAACUAUAACUCAUACUUCAGAAGUCAAAAAUGAUAGGAGUACUGUUUCAGAAAAAGAGAAAGACAGCAUUCCAGCAGCUUCAGAGGCUAAAGAUUCAAGAACAAUGAAAGUUUCAGUGCCUGAAAUAGUGCAUCUUGCUUCAGUAAAAGAAAUUUCGAAAAAGGAAGAUAAACUAAAGCCAAAUGAAACAGUAAGUCCUGCAUCACAGAAGAAAACAGAUGUAAUGAUACAAUAUGUCCCCCAUGUUCCCCUAGAAACAGAAAAUAAAACAUCAGAGGUUGAAAAGCCUGCAGUAACAGAUUCAAAACCCAAAAUACAUUAUGUGCCUCAUGUAUCUCCAGAUUUAUUACAAGAAUCAUGCAAAGCAAAAGAAACAAAUUCUGGAAAAUCACCAAUAGUGACAGAGACUAAGAUAGGAACUACAAAGCCAGUUGAAGUGAAAGUAAAGAAAGACGUGAAACUACACUAUGUGCCAUAUGCACCAUCAGAUGUCCUGAAGAGUAUUCCAGAAGAAGAAAAGAAUAGUAAAGAAGUGUCUGUUAAAACAUCAAAAAUAGAGUCUCUUCCUCAUCAGACUAAUUUACAACAGCAAAAGAAUGGAGAAAAGAUUGAAAAGGAAUCCAAAACAGAUGCACAAAAGAAGAUUCAGUAUGUGCCUCAUGUACCAAUAAAAGCUGAAGCAGCCACUACCGUGCCAACUUCUCUUUCUAUGAAAGCACAAGAAAAGAAGACCACAAAGAGUAUUAUAAUAAGGGAAGAAGAACUGAACACAGUAAAAGAAACUGCAAUCACAUCUGAUGAUGAUGAAGAAGUAAGGAAAGUUGAACUACCAAAACCACCAAAGGCUAAGACUGAGAAAACUGAGCCCAUUAAAGUAAACUAUGUGCCUUGUGUUAUGGCUGAAACACAAGUAAAUGUUUUGGCAGCUGACAGGAAAACAAAGUCUGUUGUAGAAGCACAAGUUCAUGUACCAGCAGAAAAGCCAAAAAUCAGUGCCACAGUGCCAUCUAAAGAGACUAUUAAAGAUAAAGAAAAGUCUGAAAUUCAAUAUGUCCCUUAUGCAUCUAGUGAUGUACCUAAAGUAAGCUCUGGAGCUAGACCAAAAGAAAUUCACUAUGUACCCCAUGCACCUAGUGAUCUGGAAAGAUUCAAAAUACAGGAACCAAUUUCAAAAGCUCCAGUUAUUCCUUCUGUCAUCAUAACCUCUCCUUCCUCUUGUAAACUCGAUUCUGUGGUAACAAGUUCUUCAUCUAUCCCACAAAUUAUUAAACAUGAAGCUGGUGGGACUCCCAAACCUGCUGCAGUAAGUUUUAUGAAAGACAUUUCAAGACAAGAGACCCAAACUUCUUCUAGCACUGUUACAUCAGUGUCAAAAAUCAGCCAUGUGUACACAACCCAGAGUGCAGUUAAGGGUGGGAAGGAAACACAUAAGGCUGGUGACGAUGAGGUGGAUGCUUAUCUGCGAGAAGUUACCUUAUUGGCGGAUAAGAUCACAGAACUCAAGAGAAAAGCAGGCACAGUGCCAUCUUAUCGAGAAGCAAAAGACAAGUCUGAGGCACUUGAGCAGGAGGUAGCGUUGCUGGAACCUGAUGUAGCUACAGUCAUAUCCCGUGGUGACACUCUCACCCUCACAACUCACAUGGUGGAUGUGCCAAGAGCCAACACCAUUCGCACUGCUGUCCACGACUUACGUACACACUGGUCUUCCCUUAAGGGUGAAACAGAGACUGUUAAGCUAGAAACAGAAGAAGUAAUCACUAAAAUCAACAAUAUACAGUCUAAGUCGGAUGACAUUGUUGGUUGGAUGAAUGAUGUUUCUAAAAGGCUCCAUCUUGUGAACAAUGAUGAAAGUCAGCUUGAGGCUUUGGAAAAAGAAAUGGCAGACAAAAAGUCAGAAUUAGAUAAGCUUAAUGAAAGUGGUGAACUGCUGAAGAAGUAUGGCUAUGAACAAAUCCAGCCAUUAUUGGCAGUCAUCAACACCCGAUGGAUAGAACUGACCACUCAGUUUAGUCAAUACCGUAAAGUCAGCCUGGAGAAGAAAACAAUUGUUUCUUCAAAAGCCCAACAGGAAGUGGAACCAGUAGUAGUACCUGAUUUUAUUGCAAGCGUCAAUCGCUUGAGGGAAGCAAUAUCAGCAAUAUCCCGGCAGCUGAAUGCCAAUAAACUUGCUGGUCGGCAUUAUGACAACCUAAAACUUCAAGAAGAGGAACUUAAAACAAUAAAGCUAGGUUUGGAGACUCUGAAGCCAAGGGUUGAUAAUCUUGAAACAGAGCGUAAUAAUACCAUAAAGAAUGUCACUCAAACCCAGUCUGAGCAAAUACGACGAGUAAUGGACAAGCUGAGAGAGGAAUGGGCUCAGGUUAACAGAGGCUACACAGAAAGACAUGCUUUGUGGCUGCAGUGUUCUGAGACAUGGCGCACACUUCAGAAGACUAUCGAUGAUUUUUCUGUGUGGCUGAGUACCAUUGAGGAAAGAGUCCAAAUCACUGCCAACCAACCUCUACCAGAAGCUAAGAUUACCCAAAAGGAACUUGAAAAGCAAGUUACAUUAAAACACCGGCCAAGCCAGACUCUUCAGUCAACCAGCAAGGAAGUGACAGAGGACAUGAGUCUUGAUGAUGCUAAACGUCUGCAGGAACGUGUGGACACCCUUAUGAAGCGCUGGCGUGCUCUGUUACUGGAUCUUGCUGCUCGGAGAGAAAGAAUUGCUGGAGAGGAAGGUGGCAAAGACAGCACAAGCUCAGAAUAUGAAGCCUUGUUAGUAUGGGUUGACCAGGCCCAAGCACUUAUGGAUGCACCAGUAAAUGUCACUGAUGAAGCAACUCUCUCUGCACAUUCCACUAUGAUUCAGAAUCAUUUAGUGGAAAUGACUACAAAACAAAAUCUGCUAAAGAAACUGAAAGAUUCCAAGCCUAAAGCUGUUACACCAGCCCAGCUAUCAACUCUAGAAACUAAUCUGAAUAAGGUGGCAAAGACCUUACCAGAGUACAAGAACUUGAUAGAAACCAAAUUAGGUGUGACCAAGACUCUUGUUACUGAUGUUGAGGACCUGUACAAGUGGACAGAAGAAAUGAGGGUGAAAGUAGCCCUCCGCAACAUGACUGAUGAGGAGAUCAAACUUUCAAAGAUCACCCUCAGAGAAAAGGAAACACUGUAUGAGAAUCUGGAUUCGACAUAUUGGGUCUUGGCACAGGAUACUGAGGGCAAGGGGCUCACAGUGUCUGUUGCUCUUAAGAACCGCAUGAACACGAUUGAGUCCCGGCUGAAGGCGCUGCAGGGGCAGCUGUACGAGGGUUCCGCUUCUGCCAUGCCGCCUUCACCCACCUCCCCGACCUUCUCGCGCAUCACGCCUGAGAAGGCCGAUCAGGAGAAGGUGGUCGGGGAGAAGGAUGCCAAGGCGGCGUCCAAGGAGGGGGAGGUGCUGGAGAAGGCGGCGGCGGUGGCCGUCGCGGCAAGCAAAACGAUCCCCGAGGUAGUGACGACCACGUCGACGAAGACGACCACAACGAAGGGCAAGGUCGAGAAGACGGAGGCCUUGUCGGUGACUUCAGGCACAACCGUGACCUCAAGUGUGACUUCCGUCAUACAGAAUGUCAUCAAGUUUGAGGAGAGUGUGUUUGGCGCUGAGGGGACGUUGCGCCCGCCCUCCCCUCUCGUGUGCCCGCCGAAACACGCUCCUGACUCGUCCCCGGUGCUCAUCCUCGCCUCCCUGGACAAGAGCAUCCUUCAGAUUCGUGACUGGCUGACCCUUAUGGAGCAAAUGACUCGUCAGCAGACAGUGGUAGUCGGCGACGCUGACGACAUUCGGCAACUGACUGAGAAACAGAAGAACGUGCUGCGAGAGCUGGAGGGCAAGAAGCCACAGCUGGACGAGUUAGUGGCCUCAGCUGACAGCCUUAAGGAUGACGCCUCCCGCACGCAGCUGCACCAGAAGGUAUCGAAGCUUCGAGAACACUGGGAUGAGACGAACAGCGUCGUGCUGGCUCGAAAGACGCAGCUGGAUGCCAUGUACGCUGACACCCACAAGUUCGACGCCAAGCGCGCCGAGCUGGAGACAUGGCUCGCGAGGAUGGAAGCCCGCCUGGAAAGGAUGGCGCCAGUGGCCCACACCGCCGACGUCCUCGACCAGCAGAUUAGGGAGCAGAAGGGCUUCCACGCUGAGAUCCACCAGUACAAGCACCAAGUGGAGCUCUUCAACCAGAUGACUCAGCGACUCAUUGCCAUAUAUCAGCAUGAUGACACACGGCGGCUCAAGAAAAUCACUGAGACUAUUAACCUGCGCUAUAGUAGUCUCAACUCCAGCAUCAUAGCUCGCGGAAAAGCCCUCCACUCAGCUAUGAACUCGCUGCACAACUUUGACAAAGCUUUGGAUAAGUUCGCCUCAUGGAUGAGCGAGGCCGAAUCCAGCACGGACAUCCUGGAACUGGAAGUGGACAAACUGGGUCCAGGACGACGAGAUAUGCAGGCACGCGCGCCCGUCGCUCAUCUCAAGGAUCUGCAGAGCGAGAUCGAGUCGCACAAAGAUGUGCUGGCGAGCCUCAACGCGACGGGCCAGAAGCUCCUGGGGACGCUGGAGAACCAGGAUGAGGCGGUGAUGCUCCAGCGCCGCCUGGAGGAGAUGAACCAGCGAUGGAACACUCUCAAGCACAAGAGCAUCGCCAUCAGAAAUCGCCUGGAGGGCAAUGCUGAGAACUGGAACUCGCUCCUGCUGUCCCUCCGCGAACUGAUCGAAUGGGUGAUCAGGAAGGACACGGACCUGACCGCCCUGGGCCCGCUAGUGGGUGACCUAAACGCCCUUGCUAAAUUCUCCGACGACCUCGCAUCCUUUAGGAGAGUGAUCGACGAAAAGCAGCCUGUUAUUGAGUCGAACUUGAAGAGUGGGCGGCAGCUCAUCGCCUCGGAGCCUCCAUUGAGUGAUACCAGUGAUAGCGAAGCUGGUCGCGAGCUGGACGGCGACGCCCGAUACCGGGGCGACGAUAACGCUCGAGACCUGACCCGGGCCGUCCGCCGGGAGGUCGCCAAGCUCUCGGAGAAGUGGGCCGCACUCAGGGAGAGGGCCGCCGCCGCCAACGCCCAGGCCGACCUCGCAUGCAAGAAGCUAGGUGUGCUGCAGAAGACAGUGGAGGAGGUGAGCGGACGUCUGGAGGAAGCGCAGAAGACAGUAGACACCUGGGGCGCAGUUCCUCUAGAUCCUAACCUCGCUGACCAACACGUCCACAACGUCAGGAAAUUCCGUGAAGGAUUAGCAGAACUGCAACGUGGUGUCGAUGAUGUCAACGACCAAGCAGCCCGCUUCUCAGCCCACAAUGUGCCACUCACCCCUGCAAACUCUGCCAAACUGCACGACCUCAAUAAUAGAUGGAAGACAUUGGAGACAACAGUUAAUGACAGGUGGCGACAGGUGGCUGGCAGGUCAAGGGAGGUCACGCCACUUACUCCUGCCCAGCUGGCGUCAUCAGUGUCCCCACCUUGGGAGAGGGCAACCACUAGCAACAAAGUGCCUUAUUACAUCAACCAUGACCAGGAGAGCACCCACUGGGAUCAUCCUACCAUGAUGGACUUGCUAGAUUCCCUGACAGAGUUUAAUCAUAUCAAAUUCUCAGCUUACCGCACAGCAACAAAGCUGCGAAUGCUGCAGAAGACUCUAGCUUUGGAUCGUGCUAAAAUGCAAAUGGCAACAGAUGUAUUUGAUGAGCAUGGUUUAAGAGGCCAGAACGAUCGGCUGAUUGAUGUAGGUGACAUGGUGGUGGUGCUCUCGGCCUUGUAUGCCAAUAUAUCUGCGGACCAUCCAGAAGUCAACACCACUCUGGCCAUGGACUUGUGUCUCAACUGGUUACUCAAUGUUUACGAUAGCCAGAGGACAGGGCAAAUGCGAGUUCUCUCAUUCAAGAUAGGAAUUGUUUGCCUGUGCAGGGGACACCUAGAGGAAAAAUAUAGAUAUAUGUUCCGAUUGAUUGCUGAUCCUAACCGUUUAGUGGAUCAAAGGAAACUUGGGCUCCUCCUUCAUGACUGUGUGCAAGUUCCUCGGCAACUGGGAGAGGUUGCAGCCUUUGGUGGAUCAAACAUCGAGCCAUCUGUUCGUAGCUGCUUUACCAAGGCUGGCAAGGAUAGAGAAACAAUUGAGGCUGUACACUUCCUAACAUGGGUACAGCAAGAACCACAGUCCCUUGUGUGGUUAGCUGUUUUGCACCGUGUAGCUGCCUCUGAGAACAUUCAGCAUCAGGUGAAGUGCAACAUCUGUAAGGCUUACCCAAUUGUAGGCCUGCGCUACCGUUGCCUCAAGUGCCUCAGCUUUGACAUGUGUCAGAGGUGUUUCUUUGAUGGUCGCAGUGGGAAGAGCCACAAGAUCACUCACCCCAUGCAUGAGUACUGUACAGCUACAACCGCUGGUGAAGAUGUCAAGGACUUCACAAAAGCUUUGAAGAAUAAAUUCAAGUCAAAACGUGCUUUGCAAAAGCACACAAAGAAGGGAUACUUACCAGUGCAGACUGUACUAGAGGGAGAUCCUUUAGAAUCCCCAUCACCGUCCCCACAGCAUAACGUCACUAGCCAGGACAUGCACUCAAGACUUGAGCUCUAUGCUUCUCGCUUGGCUGAAGUGGAAUUGCGAACAAAUUCUAACUCUACUCCUGACAGAUCUCUUGUCUCCUCUCUUAGCGAGGACGAACAUGGGCUUAUUGCCCAGUACUGCCAGUCACUAAGUUCUUCGGAUGCUCCGCUGCCGGUACCACGCUCACCCCUGCAGAUCAUGGCAGCUGUUGAUGCUGAGCAGAAGGAUGAACUUGAACAAAUGAUCAGGGCCCUCGAGGAAGAAAACAGUCAGCUUCAGGCUGAGUAUGAUCGUUUGAAGUCACAACAGCCUGUAGGUUCCCCGCCUGAUGAUGGCCUCUCAGGACAGCGUUCUGAAGCAGACAUGUUGGCAGAGGCUAAGCUGCUCCGUCAACACAAGGGACGACUAGAAGCUCGAAUGGGUAUCCUGGAAGAACACAAUAGGCAACUAGAGGCACAGCUUCAUCGACUACGACAGUUGUUAGGCGAGCCUGGUGGAAUGAGCUCACCAAACAAGUCAGGAACUCUACAGACCAAGUCAGUCACUGCUAGUCAACUGGCCAUGGAUUCUCCUGCCAAAGUCAAUGGACAUUCUAACCAAGGGGGUGCCAGCAGUGCUUACGAAGGGUUAGACCAAAUGAGCGAAUAUGUACGACCGCCACCACCCCCAAUGGGCAGUGUUGCUCAUGUGGGCAACCUCUUCUCACGUGCAGGCGACCUGGGGAAAGCGGUUGGCACUCUGGUGGCCACAAUGACCCACGAGGGGGCGAGCGACUUGCCUAGCGAUGAGGAGGAAAGAUCUGAAGCCUCAGACACUGAAGAAGAGAAGGCUGUGUAACUCCUGCUGUGCAGCUCAACCCCCUCGCCUGUGGCAGGGUGUAGACAGCAGUAGCAGCAGCUAGCAGCUCUUAUCUUGGCAGCAGUGAAGAUGUUCAAUGCUCCACAUCCUGCAGUUGGAAAUUUUUACUUGGGCAAUUAGGAUAUUUGUAAUGUUAAUUGUUUGAGGCAGAUGACAUGCUAGGUUCUCUCACAUCAUCUCUCUUACAUCCAUAUCAGUUUUUAUACGACCUUGGUAGAUUAUUGUGUACAUCACCUCAAGGAUGAGAGGGAGACUAGCGGGUUUGCUGCUCAUUUUGCUUAUGCACAACUCAGAGGAUAAGUAAAAUUUUUCUGUUAAACUGGGUAUAUUUCAUGACUACAUAUGACCCAUUUUUAUGUUAAUAUUUACUAAAUAUAAUAUAUAACUAGCAGUGUAUGCCUGAAUCAAAAGACAGGAUUCGGUUUUGAAGUACGUGUUAGGCAAAUGAAAUGUAUAGAUAUGUAUUAUAUAAAGAAUAAAAAUUACCAAUUCUCAGCUUACAUAUAAAACAAGUAUAAGCGUUGUAGUCAUGUGUCAAUGGUGCAAAGAAGAAUACCCUCAAUGUGAUACCCCAGUUUUGAAGUUGAAGUGUCAUUAUUCUAUGCCAAUUUUGAUUUUAAUUUCUUUUUAGUUCUUAUUCUUAAACGUUUGUAUUGUAGUAAAGGGCUCUUGUUCAAAUUGAUUAGAGCAGUUCUUCAAAUUUUUAAAUCAGCCUUUAUUGCUGACUCAAGUGACCAUAUGUGUACAUAUCAUAAUUCAUAAAGUUAUAUCAAAGUCACAUAUUGCUAUAGAUAUAGUUUUUAUGAACCUGUUUUCCAGUUGUUAUGUCUCGCUUGUCAUUUAAUUACAUGGAUGCCUUAUUUCUUAUUUGUGGCUAUUAUGUAAGAAGGCAGUUAGCUAACUUUUGAGUACUCUCCUAACUUGCUGCAAUUUGAGUUGUACCUUUGGUUUGAAGUGGAAAAAUCAAGGUCAGGUUGUUUGCUCCUUAUUCUAUUCUUAAUAUUUGACCAUUGCUUAGAAUUAACUAAUAAAAAGUGGCUAUGAUGUUGAA